Scomber scombrus (Atlantic mackerel) is the source of this 2531-nucleotide messenger RNA. It is a transcript of the gene hibadha, whose product is annotated as 3-hydroxyisobutyrate dehydrogenase a. The record is from RefSeq and is a predicted model, not a curated record. The transcript has 8 exons. The coding region runs from base 51 to 1037 and encodes 328 amino acids. Gene Ontology annotation, biological process: L-valine catabolic process. NCBI's taxonomy places the organism in Eukaryota, Metazoa, Chordata, Actinopteri, Scombriformes, Scombridae. Gene Ontology annotation, molecular function: NADP binding; NAD binding; 3-hydroxyisobutyrate dehydrogenase activity. Gene Ontology annotation, cellular component: mitochondrion.
CUGGCUUGACAGCUGUCACUGUACACCGAGGUCAAGGGGAGAGGAGAAGCAUGGCUGCGUUAUUGUUUAGAGGGUCUCGACAUGUAUUGCAAAGGUGGAACAAGCAUGUCGACUUUGCCUUUGUGCGGUCAAUGGCCUCAAAAACACCUGUUGGAUUUAUUGGUCUGGGAAACAUGGGCACUCCCAUGGCCAGAAACCUGCUAAAAAAUGGUUAUCCCGUUAUUGCCACUGAUGUCUUUCCUGAGUCCUGCAAGGAGCUGCAGGACAUUGGUGCUCAGGUAGUGGACUCCCCAGCUGAUGUGGCUGAAAAAGCAGAUCGCAUCAUCACAAUGCUGCCCUCCAGUCCCAAUGUCAUUGAGGUCUACACAGGCCCGAAUGGCAUCCUCAAGAAGGUGAAGAAGGGAACACUGUUGAUCGACUCCUCCACCAUCGACCCCGCUGUGUCAAAAGAGAUGGCGGUCGCUGCAGAGAAGAUGGGUGCUGUGUUCAUGGAUGCUCCAGUGUCAGGAGGUGUCGGCGCUGCCAGUCUGGCCAAAUUGACCUUCAUGGUAGGUGGAUUGGAGGAGGAAUACCACGCUGCACAGGAGCUGCUCACCUGCAUGGGAGCCAAUGUUGUGUACUGUGGCCAGGUUGGCACUGGACAGGCUGCAAAGAUCUGCAACAACAUGCUGCUGGCCAUCGGGAUGAUUGGGACCGCAGAGACCAUGAACCUUGGCAUCAGACUUGGUUUGGACCCCAAACUGCUGGCAAAGAUCCUCAACAUGUCCUCAGGCCGCUGUUGGUCCAGUGAUUCGUACAAUCCAGUCCCUGGCGUCAUGGAGGGAGUCCCCUCUGCCAACAACUACCAGGGCGGCUUUGGAACCACACUAAUGGCAAAGGAUCUUGGUUUGGCCCAAAACACUGCCACCAACACUAAGACGCCCGUUCCUCUGGGUUCCCUAGCUCACCAGAUCUUCAGAGUCAUGUGUUCCCGCGGCUACGCUAACAAGGACUUCUCAUCCGUCUUCCAAUUCCUACGCGAGGAGGAAGGACAGUGAAUGGACGGGGAGCACAGUUGACUAUGUUGUUACCAUACACAUACACACACAUACACACACACACACACACACACACACACACACACACACACACACACACACACACACACACACACACACACACACACACACACACACACACACACACACACACACACACAACCACAACCACACACCCCAGUGCCCCUUAUCCCACUAUGCUCAGGAGAGACUAAGGCCUUGCCCUCAGGCACAGAUCUGUGGUCCAAUUAACAUACUGUAUGUUGACACAUGUCCCCUCAUUGCAUUAGCUGAAUCAUAUUUUUAAUUCAUGGCUCUCCUUCUGCAUGGAGGAAAUGCUAAAACUGACCUUAGAUCAGUAUCUAGAGACAAAGCCCUUCCUCUUAAGCAACUCUCUUCUCUAUUUGACCUGAGAAGCCAGAGUAAGGAAAUCAGAGGUAGGAUGGGACGAGGCGUUGCUGGUUUACAUAUAACAAUGCAAAUAUAUGUAUUUUUCAGAAUGAUUAAGAAGUAAUAAUUGCAUGGUUGUUAAAAAGGUUAAGUAUGUUUUUGUUGGGUUAGUGCUGUUUGCCUAUAUGUAAUGAGGACAGUAAAAACCACACAAACUACAGUGAGAAUUUAGAUACUGAUGGAAAUGUCAUUGAAGAGACAGGAGAGUGCAGAGAUUGGGUUGUCCUUUUUCUAAUUAAAAAACACAACCCAUAUUCACAGCACUACAUGUAAAGGCACACAACUGACCAAAAUGCUGGCUCAAAGUUUACUUGUUUUGUUACAUUCAUCAGUUAUUGGUGGGACGCUGGUGUCAUCCUCUCAUUUACUUGUCACCUGAGUCUUCCAGCCAUUUUACAUUUUUUCAUUUUUUUCAUUUCAAUGUUCAGUUUUUCAGUUUUUUUAAACUUGUGAAUACACUACAAUUUGUUUCCUUUCUUUGGUACUACAUUUAAGUCACUACUCACUUAAUGGACUAGUUAUGCUCUCUUAAAUACUGUGAUAUGUAUCUGGUUAUUUUUGCACAGUGUGCAUCGCAGUGCGAUGUGCUGGGCCAUUUUGAUACACAGUUACAGAAUUUAUUUGAACUUACCUCUCUGCUCUGCUGUCUGCAACUGCUUAUCGAGCCAUUGGAGUAUUAUUUUGUGUCCAACACUGUUUAAAUAUUAUACUGUUCACAACAAAAUGUUGUACUCCCUCUCUGGCACUUUCUGUUUAACUUUUAGGUCUUUCCUCACAUAUUUCUCCUCUCUCUCUCUCUGUCCGUCUCUCAGCUUGUACGACAUCUGUGUAAAGUGUCAGUGAGGAACAUUUCCUCCCUGCUCUAGGCAAAUGUACAUACUGUAUAUUUCAUAUUAUUGUCUAGUAUUGAAAAGGAAUCUAAAAGAAUUCUUUUGUUUCUUCUUUUUUUUAGUAAAAGUCAUUAAUAGUGUCAACAGUUUGUCUUUGCUCUGUGAAACAGAUCUUCAGUCAUUCUGUGGCCUAAAAUAAAAGUUGUUCGGUGUA